AUGACUGAUGUCGCAUCGCCUCGAAACAACCACCCGACUCUAGACCACGACAACAAUAACAAUAACAACGACGCAGCUUCACCGCCGUCAUCAACAAACAGCCUCAUCGGCAAUAAUGAAGCGAUCGGCGCAGAAGCCACCGGCGACAUGCAAGUAGACGCAGCCCCGUCAGCACCGUCAGCGUCAGCGCCGGACAUGGACCAGCUGCAUCACGACGACAUCGACAGCGAGGGCGAGUGUGAGAGUGAGAGUGAAAACGCCGCCGAUCGGGAGACUGUCAGCAUCACCGUGUCGCAUCGAGGCCACAAGUUUCCCUUUGAGAUCGAGGCCGAUCUCACCGUCACCGACUUGUUCCGCGAGAUUGAGAGUGUCCUCGAGAUUCCCUUUGAGAACAUCAAGGUCAUGGUGCCCAAGGGCCCCUUCCUCAAGGCGCCCUUCAAGGAUCCCGAGUAUCAGGUCAAGAACCUCGCUGGAAAGACCGUCACCGUCAUGGGCUCGACCUCUGCCGACGUCCAGGCCGUCCAGGCCAUGUGCCAGAAGCUCAGCAAGAUGAAGGCGGCACGGGAAGCCCAGCGCUCCAAGGCAAAGGCUAAAGGUCCGGCUCGGCGUCGCGGGCUGCAGGCUGCGGAAGACUCCAAAUAUACUUUCUUGCAGGUUCGACCGCUCUCCGGAUUACCGCAUCCCGAGCGCAGUCUCAAGCUGCUGAACCGGCUCAAAGAGGACCCGGGUAUCAAAACAGCUAUGCGAAAGCACAAGUUCACUGUCGCUCUUCUUACGGAGAUGGAGCCGCUGGCGCAUACGGAAACGACACACGAGGGAACAUCGCGCAUUUUGGGUCUCAACCGCAACCAAGGCGAGGUGAUUGAGCUGCGACUACGAACUGACGCCCACGACGGCUAUCGUGACUACAAGACGAUUCGCAAGACGCUCUGUCACGAGCUCACUCACAACGUUCAUGGGCCUCAUGACCGACAGUUUUGGGAUCUCUGCCACCAAAUUGAGCGCGAGGUAGACGCCGCCGACUGGAAGUCUAACGGCCGGACAAUCGGCGAGACAUCUCGAUACCACAUCUCAGGCCAAGACCAAGACGAGGAAGAUGUUCACGAGGACGACGGCGGCUGGACUGGUGGCGAGUUUGUCCUGGGCGGCAGCAAAGCGAGCAGCGCAGGACUCAGUCGGCGAGAGAUUUUGGCGCAGGCCGCGCUGGACAGACAAAGGAAAGAAGAGGUUGAGGAGUGUAAUGCGGAGAAAGGCUGGCGGCCGUGCCAGAGACCGCAGCCGAACAAUGACCGCAACUUGUGA
Messenger RNA from Trichoderma aggressivum f. europaeum, 1302 nucleotides. RefSeq lists its product as uncharacterized. Bases 1 to 1302 code for a protein of 433 amino acids. Gene Ontology annotation, molecular function: proteasome binding. The record is from RefSeq and is a predicted model, not a curated record. The transcript has a single exon. NCBI's taxonomy places the organism in Eukaryota, Fungi, Ascomycota, Sordariomycetes, Hypocreales, Hypocreaceae.